ACAUUCGGAAGUACGUAUUUAUGAUCAAAACCCUACGGCCAACCUUUAACAAAAUGUAGUCAUUGUCCCUGUUGAAUUAUACUGACUCCGACUGCAACCUACCGACUAUUGCACUGCGAACACACCAGCGAGCAGCAGUGGGUCGUUCGUGAGCGAUUUGGUUCCUGGUCAUCAUUCACUCGCCUUUGAGUAUGUUAAAGACGUGCACGGAUGCUCCAACACUAUAAACGAAUGGACAUGUAUAACUAAUGGGCCCCUGUCAUCAGCCGCCACAGAUAAAUGUAGUCGAGUUGAGGUUUUACUGGCGAACGGGACGCCACCAGAGGCAGCUGGUGAAAACGACUCCCGAUAGAGAGCUGAAGUUCCCAUCACCACCGCUGAGCGCAGCCUCUGCUUUUCGGCGGCAGAUCCCUUCCUCUAUCCAAAAUGGCUGCCCACAACAAACUUGCUGGCGUGUUUUGGGGAUCUGUUGACACUGGAGUACAAUAGGUCAUGUUAUUGUGGAGGUUUUGUCUUUCACUUCAUUGCACCCAGGUGCUAAUUCGCUAAGGCAGCCCUUCAACAUCGUGAACUGAGACAGAAACGGUGGUUCUUGGCUGGAUACGCCGACCUUUCAGCUCCUCUUCAUCUUCUGAAACAAGCUCAGGAUAGAGGCGAACUAUGGUGUGGUGACUCUUCCGAGCCUCGUCCAGGAGCGAAGAUGAACAAGAAACGGGAUAAAGGAUUUGAGAGUCCCCGACCCUUUAAAUUGACCCAUCAGGUGGUGUGUCUCACCAACGUCAACUUCCAGAGAAAGUCCGUCAUUGGUUAUGUUGAGCUGACCAUCUUCCCUACAGUGGUUAACUUAAACCGCAUCAAGCUAAACAGUAAACAGUGCCGCAUACACAGAGUCAGAGUCAAUGAAUUGGAGGCCCCCAUCAUUUACAAUGACCCAACUCUGGAGGUGUGCCACCAUGACUCCAAACAGCGGAACCUGAACUACUUCUCCAGUGCCUACACGGCAGCAAUAAGUGCUGUGGACCCUGAUGCAGGCCACGGGGAGCUUGCCAUCAAAGUUCCCUCUGAGCUCUGGAAACAAGGUGAUGAGUUAAAGGUUUUGAAGGUCGUCAUUGAAUUUUCUCUGGACCAACCUAAAGGAGGUCUCCACUUUGUUGUUCCUGAUGUGGAGGGCAGCAUGGCAGAGCGAGGUGCCCACAUGUUUUCUUUUGGGCACCAAAAUUCCACCAGGUUCUGGUUUCCGUGUGUCGACUCCUACUCAGAAUUGUGCACUUGGAAGCUGGAGUUCACUGUGGAUAGUUCAAUGGUGGCUGUGUCCUGUGGAGAUCUGGUGGAGACUGUAUAUACCCAUGAUAUGAGAAAGAAGACCUUUCAUUACAUCCUCUCCAUUCCCACCGCCGCCCCAAACAUCUCCUUAGCUGUGGGGCCCUUUGAAAUUCUGGUGGAUCCAUACAUGCAUGAGGUGACACAUUUCUGCCUACCACAUCUACUGCCGCUGCUCAAACACUCAAUGUCGUUUCUGCACGAGAUAUUUGAGUUUUACGAAGAGAUCCUGACGUGCCGCUACCCUUACUCCUGUUUCAAGACUGUGUUUGUGGACGAGACCUAUGUACAGGUUUCAUCGUACGCUUCCAUGAGCAUCUUCAGCACGAACCUGCUCCACAGCCCGAUGAUCAUUGACCAGACCCCCCUCACACGCCGCUAUCUGGCACAAGCACUGGCGCAGCAGUUCUUUGGUUGCUUUAUUUCCAGAAUGUCAUGGGCGGAUGAAUGGGUGCUGAAAGGAAUCUCAGGCUACAUCUAUGGCUUGUACCUGAAAAAGACCUUUGGAGUCAACGAGUACCGACACUGGAUUAAAGAGGAGCUGGACAAGAUUGUGGAAUAUGAACUAAAGAUGGGAGGUGUCCUGCUGCACCCGACCUUCAGCGCUGGAAAAGAUAAGGACAACCCAACUCCACACCUCCACUUCUCAAUCAAGCACCCACACACCUUGUCCUGGGAGUACUACAAGAUGUUCCAGUGUAAGGCCCACUUGGUGAUGAGGCUGAUCGAGAACAGGAUCAGCAUGGAGUUCAUGUUGCAGGUUUUCAAUAAGCUGCUCAGUCUGGCGAGCACCGCCUCUUCCCAGAAGUACCAGAGCCACAUGUGGAGCCAGAUGCUUCUCUCCACCCACGCCUUCCUCAAAUCCAUUUCCAAUGUGUCUGGCAAAGAUAUCGGGCCCCUCAUUAAACAGUGGGUUGACCACAGCUCAGUGGUGAAAUUCUUUGGAAGUUUCGCUUUUAACAGGAAGAGGAACGUGCUCGAGCUGGAGAUCCGUCAGGACUACACCUCCUCUGGAACUCAGAAAUAUGUUGGUCCUAUCAAGGUCACGGUGCAGGAGCUGGAUGGUUCCUUCAAUCACACGCUGCAGAUAGAGGAGAACAGCCUCAAACAUGACAUCCCCUGCCAUUCUAAGAGCAGAAGAAACAAGAAAAAGAAAAUCCCUUUGAUGAAUGGAGAAGAGGUGGACAUGGACCUGUCAGCUAUGGAUGCUGACUCGCCUUUGCUUUGGAUCCGGAUCGACCCAGACAUGUCCAUUUUGAGAAAGGUAGAGUUCGAGCAGGCGGACUUUAUGUGGCAGUAUCAGCUGCGGUACGAGAGGGACGUUGUCGCGCAGGAAGAGGCCAUCUCUGCACUGGAAAAAUUCCCCACACCCGCGUCCCGACUGGCUCUCACUGAUAUCCUGGAACAAGAGCAGUGCUUCUAUAAAGUCCGCAUCCAGGCUUGCUUUUGUUUGGCAAAGAUAGCUAAUUCCAUGGUGAGCACAUGGCAGGGUCCUCCAGCGAUGAAGUCCCUGUUCACCAGAAUGUUCUGCUGCAAGAGCUGCCCCAACAUUGUCAAGACCAACAACUUCAUCAACUUUCAGAGUUACUUCCUGCAGAAGACCAUGCCUGUGGCCAUGGCUUCUCUGAGGGACAUCCAAAACCUCUGCCCCAAAGACGUCCUGAACUUCAUACUUGACCUCAUCAAGUACAACGACAACAGGAAGAAUAAGUUUUCAGAUAACUAUUACCGCGCCGACCUGAUCGAAGCUCUCACCAACUCCCUGACUCCGGCCAUCAGCAUCAACAACGAGGUGCGGACGGUGGAUAACUUGAAUUCUGACGUGCGCCUCAUCCUGGAGGAGAUCACGCGCUACCUCAACAUGGAGAAGCUGCUGCCGAGCUUCAGGAACACCAUCACCGUCAGUUGUCUGAGAGCCAUCCGGCAGCUGCAGAAGAACGGCCAUAUUCCCAGCGACCCCUCUCUUUUCAAGUCGUACGCAGAGUAUGGCCAUUUUGUGGACGUUCGCAUCGCUGCUUUAGAGGCCCUGGUGGACUACACGAAAGUGGAGAAGAGCGCGACAGAAUUGCAGUGGCUGCUGGACAUGGUGCAGACUGACUCGGUUCAUUACGUGAGGCACAAGAUCCUGGACAUGCUCUGUAAAAACCCACCUUUCAACAAGGCCACCGACUCUGAUCUGUGUAACGAAGCACUGGUCGACCAGCUGUGGAAGCUUAUGAACUCGGGCACCUCCCAUGACUGGCGACUCCGCUGCGACUCUGUCAAUGUCUACUACACACUGUUCGGCUUGACCCGCCCCUCCUGCCUGCCGUUGCCGGAGCUGGGACUGGUGCUCAAUUUGAAGGAGAAAAAAGCGGUGCUGAACCCCACCAUCAAGCCGGAGAUGGGUCUGGGUGUUUCCAUGGACACGCCUGCCAGCAUCGGCGUCCACGGCGUCGGCAUGAGUUACUCCGCAGUGAAGGAUGAAGCCGAUCCCAUUUCCCUCGGGGUGUGUGGGGUGGGCCAGCCUCCUCAGGGCCUGAAGAGAAAGGCCGACGCGCUUCUGUGUUCCCCCCCGGAGCCCGGGCAGGUGCUGCAGCAUCAGGACGGGGAUGCAAGAGGAGCGGCUCAUUUUAGGAUCAGGUUCAACACCAUGGAGGAGGAAGACAUCGACAUGGAGACCGUCCACGAUAGUCAGGCCUUCAUCCAUCAGCACCUGAACCUCCUGGAGAGGCCGUCCACCCCUGGGAAGGAACCGCAGACGUCUGAGCAGCCGAUGCUUUCUCUGCCGGCCACUCCCGUGGCCCCUUUCUCCAAAGAGCCCGCAGCUUCCUCGUCCAAACACGGAGGUGAGCACGGCCAUCACCACCACCAUCACCACCACCACGAUCACAAGAAGAAGAAGAAGAAGCACAAGCACAAACACAAGCAUAAGCACAAACACGAGAGCAAGGACAAGGAGAAGGACAGCGUGUUCGCCCUCAACAGCCCCGCAAGCGGAAGGUCGCCCCACUCUCCGUCUCUGUCGGACUAGUCGCUGCGCCCCCUCACGGACCACGGUGCUUCCUCCUCACAGGGCUCUUUUAAUGUGUGUUUUUAUCUCACUUAACCCGCCUCUCCAAGACUGUGCUUUGAAAAUAAAACCCUCCUUUCAAUCUUUAUUAUAUACACUGUUUU
Messenger RNA from Synchiropus splendidus (mandarinfish), 4476 nucleotides. RefSeq names its product TAF2 RNA polymerase II, TATA box binding protein (TBP)-associated factor (gene taf2). Gene Ontology annotation, cellular component: transcription factor TFIID complex. The transcript is spliced from 27 exons. The coding region runs from base 701 to 4333 and encodes 1210 amino acids. NCBI's taxonomy places the organism in Eukaryota, Metazoa, Chordata, Actinopteri, Syngnathiformes, Callionymidae. Gene Ontology annotation, biological process: transcription initiation at RNA polymerase II promoter. Gene Ontology annotation, molecular function: chromatin binding; RNA polymerase II general transcription initiation factor activity; transcription cis-regulatory region binding. The record is from RefSeq and is a predicted model, not a curated record.